Hevea brasiliensis (rubber tree) is the source of this 2139-nucleotide messenger RNA. RefSeq lists its product as uncharacterized. NCBI's taxonomy places the organism in Eukaryota, Viridiplantae, Streptophyta, Magnoliopsida, Malpighiales, Euphorbiaceae. Gene Ontology annotation, molecular function: hydrolase activity. The transcript is spliced from 7 exons. Bases 191 to 1189 code for a protein of 332 amino acids. The record is from RefSeq and is a predicted model, not a curated record.
AUCAAACGCAGCGUGAAGAAUGUUUUGGACAAUAGCCUAGUGCCAAGUUGGGCUGGGUUACGAGGGGAGCCGUCCAACAAAUCCUGCCGUGCCAGUAAUGUUAUCGCCUUUACAGUGGAAGCAAUUUGGUCCUCGUUUGGAAUUUUCUGGCCAGAUUCAAGCAAACAAAAAGGCAAAGAAGGCUGCUUAAAUGUUGCUUGCAUUGGUAUCUUUCCCCUCUUGCCUGAGCUUAUCUCAGCAGCAGCCUUGCCGUUCAAAUUAUCUUCCCAGAUGUAUAAUCGCUUUUAAAGACGUAAGGAAGCCUCGCAAUCGCAUUACACGGCCUCAGAUAUUGCCAUCCACUUUUGGAGAUGCUUUUGGGUUCCGGGUUUUUGUGCUUUCUGACUUGCACACUGACUACCCUGAGAAUCUGAAAUGGGUCAACAGCUUGUCAUCUAAGAGGCACAAAAGAGAUAUUCUUCUCGUUGCUGGUGAUGUUGCUGAGACAUGUAACAACUUUUUCUUCACUAUGUCCCUUUUGAAGGAUAGAUUUCAACAUGUCUUCUAUGUUCCUGGAAAUCAUGAUCUCUGGUGUCGUUGGGAGCAAGACCAUUUUCUUGAUUCUCUUGAAAAGCUGAAUAAAUUGCUUGAUGCAUGUAGAGGACUUGGAGUUGAGACUAAACCAAUGGCUAUUGAGGGCUUGGGAAUCAUACCUUUGUUUUCUUGGUACCAUGAGAGUUUUGAUAGAGAGCAGGACAUCACUAGCAUCAGAAUUCCGUCUCUAGAGAUGGCAUGCAAGGACUUCCGUGCAUGCAAGUGGCCACAGGAACUUUCAAGCAGAGAUACCUCCCUUGCUCUCUAUUUUGAUGCAAUGAAUGAAGAAAAUGAGGAUAAAAUCAAGGUUAUCCAGAAGACUUGUUGCCAAAUAAUCACAUUUUCUCACUUUGUUCCCAGGCAAGAGCUCUGUCCAGAGAAGAGGAUGCUAUUCUAUCCAAACCUCCCAAAAAUCAUUGGUUCUGAUUGUCUUGAGGUUCGCAUAAGAUCAAUACAUGGAACUAAGGGGAAUGCAUCUGCAUGCCAUGUGUUCGGUCAUACCCAUUUUUGUUGGGAUGCUAUGCUGGAUGGUAUCAGGCUACGUUAUCUUGGGUCUGAUAUGGGAUUCUUCUCUACUGCCUGGAGUAAACCAGGAUCCAAUUUUUCAAUGUAUUGAGAGAUGCUUGGCUAGGUGAAUUUUGUUGGGAUUGGACCAAGUAAACAGAUUAUUAAAGCAUAGACUUUUGAAGCUGAACAUGGGUAAGUUUCAUGGAAUAAUAUGCAUAUGUGGAGGUGAUGGUACUUGUCAGUUUUGUAUGGUAGGAACAGUGAUGCAAAAAGUAACUAUGAGACAUGGGAAAGCUAAGGUAUGCUUUUUAGAUAGGCAACAUGAAUGGUAAUAUAGAUUCAUACUUGCUGAGGGAUUAUAAUUUUGCUAUUUCUUCCCUUAAUAAUGUUGGUCUUCUUUUUUCUUUUGAUCAAUAUGUUUUGAUUCAGUUAUACAAGGAUGUGAGUGUCCAACAGAUCAAAAAAAGGAUGCGAGUGUCCUUUAAUGGAGUGAGAUAAUAUUAAAUAUUGAAAGCAAGCUGCUCAUUUGUGUUGUUUGGCAGCAAGGAGUAGAAUGAAGUGAUUUUUAUGUGCCAGUCCUACUAGGUUGAAUCUUGAUUAGGAACAAAGUUGUCAAUUACAUGAUCUAAUUAGUUGUGUGCGUUCGGCAUAACGUAGGGAUGUGGUUCACUCAAUUUAGUUUUGGUAGAGUGCUUCGUUCUUUUUCACUUAUAGAUGUGGUUCAUCCCUACUAGAUUGCAAUCUGUUGUUAAAAUUGAAAGUCUUAUCUUCAGAAAGAUGUAUUGGUACAUACUUCAAAUAAUUGCCAUAACAUUGAAACUUGUCUACCAAUAAGAGGUAUUAAUUUGAAGCAUGGAUGCAUCUCAUAAUAAAAUUGAGAAACUCAAAUCUCAUGUGCGUGGCGUGGUGCAGGUAUGUACAGGCACCAUUGGCAUACCCCAGGGAAAGGAAGAGGAGGAUGAAUGGGGGUGAAACUUGGCUGCCAUUUUGUAUCUAUUCUGAUGGGAAUUUCGCUGAUAGACUCUCACCUUGUUAUUGGUCUGAUUAUUAUGCAGCCAA